This is a messenger RNA of Paracoccidioides brasiliensis Pb18, 636 nucleotides long. RefSeq names its product mitochondrial 54S ribosomal protein YmL20. Gene Ontology annotation, cellular component: mitochondrial large ribosomal subunit. Gene Ontology annotation, molecular function: structural constituent of ribosome. The record is from RefSeq and is a predicted model, not a curated record. The transcript has a single exon. The coding region runs from base 1 to 636 and encodes 211 amino acids.
AUGGCUUGCCCAAUCAUAUCUUCGCGGCGCCAUACCCUGAUGCUGCCAUUCCUGCUUCCAUCAUGGACAGAAGCCUCCACCACAACCCUCGUAUGCCAGAGAUACCAAUCAACAUUCCGUCGACUCAAACAACGUCUACGGGUGAAGCCUGACGCUUCAUUCAGCCCGCCUCCUCCUAAUUCCCCAGACCACAUCAUCUACAACCCCCCUUCUAGCGCCCCCUCCGUCUACCACACUCCAACCAAAUUCCUCCCCUCCGACGACGUCCGACGAAAACUGCGCGCCUUGUCACCUUUCGUAGACAAGCAACACCAUCAGCAGCGUCAGCUAGACCCACAACAACUCCCCCUUGUCCUGCGCCGUGCAAACCAGGCCAAACACAUCCUGAACCACGAGGAGAUCGCAGAGAUGCGCCAGCUGCGACUGGAGGACCCGAUGAAAUGGAGUAGGUACCAACUGGCCAAGCGAUUCGGAUGCAGUACCCAUUUCGUCAUGCAGGUGUGCAAUGCGGGUCCGCAGAAGAAGGCCAUCCAGCAACAAGUUUUGGAAGCUAUCAAGUCCCGGUGGGGGAAGAAGCGGACCAUUGCCAGGGAGGACAGACAACUGCGGAAAGAGUUGUGGGCGAGGGAUCAAUGA